This is a messenger RNA of Didymodactylos carnosus, 693 nucleotides long. NCBI's taxonomy places the organism in Eukaryota, Metazoa, Rotifera, Eurotatoria, Philodinida, Philodinidae. The record is from the annotation of a GenBank genome assembly.
AUGGAAAAAGAAGUGAUGACAACUCAAACGAUAAAACCUAAAACAUUAACAUUAUUAGAACUUUGUCAAAGUAUAACAAAUCUUCGUUCUUCUACUAAUAAAAUGUCUCUAUCGCCAAAUACAUCUCAUAUUCUAACUCGUCGGCUCUAUUUACAUCCAUUAUCAAAAUCGAAAUCAUCUUCAUUGGCCGAUAUUGAAACAAGACAACAUCUUAAUCUCGAAAAGAAAAAAUUAACAAGAGAUCGAACACAUGCAUCACAUCGUGGUUUAGCCAUUCUUAGUUCACGUUUACCAUUAAAAACUCGACAAACAACUGUUUUAAAUAAUUUAUCAAACGAAAGUCAUCAUCGGCAAAUAAAACAUCGUUUGGCAACAGAUUUAGACAUAAUACGUAAUGAAUCUGUUCAAUUCGAAGAUGAUGAUGAGUACGAUUAUUUGAGUACACCAGCAUCAUCAUCAACAAUAAUCACAACUUCUCAUUCAUCUAAAUCGGAUAAAUGGAUGAAAUUUAAUAUAUGGCAACAUAUCGAUACUGUAUUACAACGUCCAAGUCCAAAACAACCACCAUCAACGCCGUUAGAUAUGUUAUCGGAUUAUUAUAUUCAAGGACAAUCGUCUCUCAAAAACAGCAUGGCUACACGUCAUUCUCUAAGAGAUAAAACAAUUGAUGAGAGUGAAGAAUUUUUUUAUUAG